AUGGAAGUUCUAAAUCUUGGGAACAACGAUCUAUUUGGUGCAUUCCCUCACUGGUUGGAGUCUCUUCCAAAGUUGCAAGUUUUUGUCUUGAAAUCAAACAGAUUUCAUGGUCUUAUAGGCACUUCUGGAACUGAAGCUCCUUUCCCUAAGCUUCAAAUUUUCGACAUUUCUCAAAAUAACUUCACUGGGCUUCUACCGGAACGAUGUUUCCUGAAUUUCAAAGCCAUGAUGAAUGUGGAUAAAUCGGAAAUGUCGUUGGGAUACAUGGCAGAUAAAAAUGGAGUCCGUUAUCGAUAUUCUGUAGAGCUGGUCCUAAAGGGAGUAUCAACUGAACUUACAUAUAUCCUCACCGUCUUCACAACAAUCGACUUCUUGUACAACAAUUUCAAUGGUGAGAUUCCAAAUGACAUUGGAAAGCUACAAGGACUUCGGCUGCUGAAUCUAUCUCAUAAUAGUCUUUCCGGUCAUCUUCCAUCACUGCUAGGAAAUAUUACAAUGCUGGAAUCGUUAGACCUCUCAUCAAACCAGCUCACCGGGGAGAUUCCAAGGAACUCACAAUUUAAUACAUUUGAGAAUAACUCUUAUGUUGGGAAUUCGGGAUUGUGUGGAUUACCAUUGUCAAAGAAAUGUGAAGAUAUUGAGGCACGACCACAGCCACCACAACCGAUAUCCCAAGAUGAUGAAGAUGAUUUUGCUAGUGGAUUUACUUGGAGGAUAGUUAUGAUGGGGUAUGGAUGCGGAUUUGUAAUAGCAGCGACUAUGGGAUUUGUCAUGUUCUUGAUUGGAAGACCGCAAUGGUAUACGAGAAUAGUUAGAGGAGAACAACGCAGGAAGAUGGACUAUUCGAUGAAGGGGUUUCGGGGAGAUCAGCAAGUUCUCUAUGACUCGAGAGGGAGAUUUUUCUCUGAGGGUGGUACGACUGAGGGACGCGUAGAAGCCUUUAAAUGGCUACCCAUCCAGAGGAGGAAAUAA
This is a messenger RNA of Rhododendron vialii, 972 nucleotides long. Its product is annotated as receptor-like protein 9DC3. NCBI's taxonomy places the organism in Eukaryota, Viridiplantae, Streptophyta, Magnoliopsida, Ericales, Ericaceae. Bases 1 to 972 code for a protein of 323 amino acids. The record is from RefSeq and is a predicted model, not a curated record. The transcript is spliced from 5 exons. Gene Ontology annotation, molecular function: protein binding.